Messenger RNA from Castor canadensis (American beaver), 1774 nucleotides. The record is from RefSeq and is a predicted model, not a curated record. Lineage: Eukaryota; Metazoa; Chordata; Mammalia; Rodentia; Castoridae.
UCCUAGGAGAUGAAACACACAAGACGCCGGAGCUUCACAAGGGGGCGAACAAGGUAAGCCGCCGGCGCCGGCAGGGUGUUCAUAAGAAUGGAAGCAGUGUUUCUUUGCCACACUCCUUUCUACUGGAUCUCAUGAACUGGCAUAAUCUUGAAGAAGACACUCCAUUUAAUAUGACAAACCUGUCACCAGUAUAGCAACAAGAGUGAGGGCAAACACGAACAAAAAUAAAGUAGUAUUUAAAUUUAUAUUCAACAAGGAAGUCAUUUCAAUCAAGACCUUCUGCUGCCUUAUUUUUGCAAGAUGAACCGAUACACGACCAUGAGACAGUUGGGGGACGGCACAUACGGGAGCGUGCUUAUGGGGAAAAGCAACGAAUCUGGGGAGCUGGUGGCUAUCAAGAGGAUGAAGAGAAAAUUCUAUUCUUGGGAUGAAUGUAUGAACUUGAGAGAAGUUAAGUCUCUGAAGAAACUUAAUCAUGCCAAUGUGAUUAAACUGAAAGAAGUUAUCAGAGAAAAUGACCAUCUUUAUUUUAUAUUUGAAUAUAUGAAAGAAAACCUCUAUCAAUUAAUGAAAGACAGAAAUAAAUUAUUCCCCGAGUCAGUCAUCAGAAAUAUUAUGUAUCAAAUAUUGCAAGGACUGGCAUUUAUCCAUAAACAUGGCUUUUUUCAUAGGGACAUGAAACCAGAAAACUUGCUUUGUAUGGGUCCAGAAUUGGUGAAAAUUGCUGAUUUUGGACUUGCACGAGAAUUAAGAUCACAGCCACCAUACACUGACUAUGUGUCUACCAGAUGGUAUCGUGCUCCUGAAGUUUUAUUGAGAUCUUCAAUAUAUAGUUCUCCCAUUGAUGUUUGGGCCGUGGGAAGUAUAAUGGCUGAGCUAUACACAUUGAGGCCACUUUUCCCUGGGACAAGUGAGGUUGAUGAAAUCUUUAAAAUCUGUCAAGUGUUAGGGACUCCCAAGAAAAGUGACUGGCCAGAAGGAUACCAGCUGGCAGCCUCCAUGAAUUUCCGCUUUCCCCAGUGUGUUCCUAUAAACCUAAAAACUCUCAUUCCCAAUGCCAGUAAUGAAGCUAUUCAGCUUAUGACUGAAAUGUUGAAUUGGGAUCCCAAGAAACGACCAACAGCAAGCCAGGCAUUGAAACAUCCAUAUUUUCAAGUUGGUCAGGUAUUAGGCCCUUCUUCACAUCAUCUGGAACCAAAACAGACUUUAAAUAAGCCACAGCCAUUAAAACGGAAGCCAUCUUUAGUUGAAUUAGAACCUAAUCCUCUGCCAGACAUAACUGAUCAGACUGUUGGACAGCCCCAGUCAAAACACAGCCACCAACCGCUGCAGUCCAUUCAGGCACUCCAGAACACGGGUGUCCAGCAACCUCCAAAGCAACAGAAUCAGCAGAAACAGCCACAGACGAUGUUUCCAAGUAUCAUCAAAAACAUGCCAACUAAGCCAGUUGGCACACUAGACCAUAAGAGUGCUAGGAGGCGUUGGGGGCAGACUGUCUUCAAGUCUGGAGAUAACUGGGAGGACUUUGAGGACUACGAUCUUGGAGCCUCCCAUUCCAAGAAGCCAAGCGUGGGUGGUCUCAAAGAAAAGAUGAAGAAAGAGUCUCCAUUUGGGCUUCCUGAGUCAGUACCCUCAGACUCCAGCCACUCCACAGGGGAAAACAAGAGCUUGGAAAACAGGAACUUAACUGCUGCUAUUUCCCUAAAAUCUGAUGCUGAAUUGUCAGCUUCAACAGCUAAACAGUACUAUUUGAAACAGUCAAGAUACCUUCCAG